UGAGUGUUGUCCUUCUAUCACCUUCAGAACCUUGGUGCAGAAAGGAUCUACCCAAAUCGGCUACUGCGGUUAAGUUCUAGCCCCUGCUAACUUGGAGUUCAGUUCCGCCAACAACCAUGGCGCUCGAUUGGACGAUGCUGGAUGCAAGACAUCAACCUAUACCCUUACGUGAUGAGACCACCAUCAUGUCCAUAGAUCGUGAUUCCCAAGUGGAGUUUUCCUUGACCAUACCCGACGCGCCACCUUCGGGCACUGCUGUCACCGGGGGCAAUGGCGGGGUGAAGAAGAUGAAGGAGAGAGGGAGACUUUGGCUGACGAACCAGCGACUGAUCUUUACAACGCCCAAAGAGGGAAAGACCAAGCCGUCAUUCGAAUCGCUAUCGGUACCGCUGGACGCAGUCCUGUCCACCAAGUUCGAGCAACCUUACUUCGGUUCCAAUUACUUGGUGCUUGAUCUCAGGCCUUCGCCGGGUGGUGGGCUUACAGACGGCACGAACGUCGAGAUCAGGUUUUAUGACAGGGGGUUGUUUGAGUUCGUGAGCUUUUUGGAGAAGACGCGUGAAAGAGCCCUUUAUAUGAAGAGACAAACUGCCAUGGAAGACGACGAGAACUUGCCUGCAUAUACGUCAUCCAGUUCCGCACCUGGAGCUUCGAAUUCAUAUCCGGAUACCCCCCCUGGAUACGUCGCUUGAAAUCACCUCAUUCACCCAGCACAAGCAUAAUUCUUUGUAUCAACAACGUCGGACUUUUACGAUAGAUGUAUUCUGUACAGUAUUUCUACUGAAUUUCCAGUCUUGUCAUCCAUGCUACGUGUUAUAAUCAUUAAUGC
This is a messenger RNA of Suillus paluster, 829 nucleotides long. RefSeq lists its product as uncharacterized. The record is from RefSeq and is a predicted model, not a curated record. The transcript has 3 exons. Gene Ontology annotation, molecular function: transcription coactivator activity; chromatin DNA binding. Gene Ontology annotation, cellular component: nucleus. Gene Ontology annotation, biological process: positive regulation of DNA-templated transcription. NCBI's taxonomy places the organism in Eukaryota, Fungi, Basidiomycota, Agaricomycetes, Boletales, Suillaceae. Bases 117 to 692 code for a protein of 191 amino acids.